AUGAGGCAUUUGGACAAGUCCAUCCUCAUCGUGAUUCACUCGCGUGACGCUGUGCUUCAACAACAAGAAUAUAAGAAAGGGCGCGCGGUACUGACCAGACCGAGGGUAACGCCCUACCAACUAACCCUCGAGUCCGAACGCCUCCGUGGCGUUGAUCUGCCAGCGUCCAAGCAUCUGCGGAAGCUGAAGGUGGCGGUGCGACGAGAGUUUGGUGAGGAGGGCGCAGUCAACUUGCGUAUCUACCACCACAACUCGAUCCACUACUACGGACACUUGCUUGAAGGGGACAGGCUCAAGGUCCUUGAUGAGAACGCGGCCAACGAGGACAUCAACUCGGCCACGGGGAUGAUACGUGCACGCGGCGAUGCUGUGGCCUUUCAAGUUCCUCAAGCGCACCACAAGAUCGCGUACAGCUUCAUCGACAACGACAGAACCGUACGAAUCCUCGGUCCACAAGAGAUGAGGGGCCAGCACAUUGUCAUGGGCUUCAUUUGGCGGCUGCUGCGCAUCGAGGGUAACAAGUACACCUCGUGGGCUGAACUUGAGGUCGUCAGGCCUUCACGCAGCAAGUGCUACAACGUGGGCCUUGCAUCUACGCAGAUCUUCCUAAUGCCACACCCAACGAAGGCAGCGACACACGUCAUCUUUAACCACCGCUUCGAGUGGGUAAUCACGGACCUGUGGCCCGGCGAGAUCCGUCAGGAACAAGACGACCACGGCGAGGAGGAGGGCAGCGACCACGGCGAGGAGGAGGGCAGCGACCACGGCGAAGACUAG
This is a messenger RNA of Acanthamoeba castellanii str. Neff, 777 nucleotides long. RefSeq lists its product as uncharacterized. Bases 1 to 777 code for a protein of 258 amino acids. The transcript has 4 exons. NCBI's taxonomy places the organism in Eukaryota, Discosea, Longamoebia, Acanthamoebidae. The record is from RefSeq and is a predicted model, not a curated record.